UUGCCCCACCCGCGCACGGCCUAGGCCGGCUUCCCUUCUCUUCGUCUCGGGCCUCUCGCCCACCUCGCGCGCUCUCCCUUUUCUCGCGAGACUUAGCGCCUCGUUCCCGACGUCCGUCUCGCGGCUGAAGUGGUGGCGGUGGCGAAGCGGGAGGAAGAGAGGCGAGUGGGGAGUUCUGGCGGAGAGGACGGCGGCGGCGGCCAUGUUGGGAGUGCCGGGGCGGCUGUAGCACGAAAGGCCUGUGUGCUGCUGGUAGUGGCGGUGGGGCUCUGAGCGCUCGCCCGGGCCCAAGGGAGAGGCGGCCUAGUCCAGCGUGAGGCAGCGACCAUUGUGAGGCAGAGAGUCCGUCCCAAGCCGGGCCCGACCCAGGCGAGAGGGGGGGGCUGAGAAGGCCCCGAGCCAGGGCAUAUUGGGCCUCUGGGCAGGGCGCUCCCGCCUCGCCGGCGCCAUGAGCGGAGGGACGCCGUACAUCGGCAGCAAGAUCAGCCUCAUCUCCAAGGCCGAGAUCCGCUAUGAGGGCAUCCUCUACACCAUCGACACCGAAAACUCCACCGUAGCACUUGCUAAGGUUCGUUCUUUUGGUACAGAAGAUAGACCAACUGAUCGGCCUAUACCACCUCGUGACGAAGUAUUUGAAUACAUUAUAUUCCGUGGCAGCGAUAUUAAGGAUUUAACGGUUUGUGAACCACCCAAACCACAGUGUUCUCUGCCCCAGGAUCCAGCUAUUGUUCAGUCUUCUCUAGGAUCAUCUUCUACUUCAUUCCAAUCUGUGGGUUCCUAUGGUCCUUUUGGCAGAAUGCCAGCUUACAGUCAGUUUAGUCCAAAUCCAUUAGUGGGCCAGCAAUUUGGUGCUGUUGGUGUUGGAAGUUCACUGACAUCUUUUGGAACGGAAACUUCAGCCAAUGCUAACUUAUCCCAAAGCAAUGCAGUUGGUUCCACUUUUACAACUGAUGCAAGGUCACUAAAAACACAGCUCUCUCAAGGUCGCUCAAGUCCUUCAUUGGAUCAUUUGAGAAAGAGCCCAACUCUGGAGCAAGCAGUGCAGACAGCAUCAACCCACUUAUCUGCUUCAGCAGCAGUUGGGAGAAGGAGUCCUGUUUCAGCCAGACCUCAAGGGUCUGCUAACCAAAAAUCAUUAGAAAAUCAGGAACACAGGAAAGCUGAAGCACACAAGGUUUCAAGAUCUGAAGCAGAGCAUCUGAGAAAUGAAAACAAGCGUCAACUGGGUCCAGGUGCACCUUCAGUACGAAGGGGCCGCGGGGGGCACCGAGGAGGCAGAGGAAGAUUUGGUAUUAGACGGGAUGUUCCAAUGAAGUUUGAGAAGGACUUUGACUUUGAAAGUGCUAAUGCACAAUUCAAUAAAGAGGAAAUAGAUCGCGAAUUUCACAAUAAGCUAAAACUGAAAGAAGAUAAAUCAGAGAAACCUGUAAAUGGAGAAGAUAAGGGUGACUCAGGUUUUGACACUCAGAACAGUGAAGGCAAUCCAGAUGAAGAGGAUCCACUUGGACCCAACUGCUAUUAUGACAAAACCAAGUCUUUCUUCGAUAACAUUUCCUGUGAUGAUAAUAGAAACAGAAGACCAACUUGGGCUGAAGAAAGAAGACUGAAUGCAGAGACAUUUGGAAUUCCAUUGCGUCCAAACCGGGGCCGGGGGGGCUUCAGAGGCAGAGGGGGAGGCGGAGGAGUAGGUGGCUUCCGGGGUGGUAGAGGACGUGGAGGCACAAGAGGAAAUUACGGCACCCCUCGAGGAUUUCGUGGUGGAUUCAGAGGCGGACGCGGUGGCAGGGAGUUUGGGGACUUUGAAUAUAGGAAAGACAACAAAGUUGCUGCAUAGCCAACACAGAAGUUGAAAGCAGGUGGACCUGUAGAUUUUCAUGAUCCAGACAAUGUGUCAGUCUUUGCAAAGAAUUGUUAAUUUGCUGUAAAACUUGUCACCAGCACUGGGGUUUGUUUUUAAUUUCAAAGGGAUAUGGAGCAGUAACCUUUUUGGGGAAAAGGCCAUUUUCAAAAACAAUGUGCAUUAAAUAUAUUUGAGAUAGAAGACUUAAGUAAUUUCUUAUAUAUAGUUAAAAUAUAAAGCAGUACUUCAGUGGAGUUUUUAAGUAUUUUUUUUCAUCACAAAAAAUUAUCCAGUUGUAUUUGAUAACUACUGCAGGCUGCAAAGAAUUGUAUGCAGAAGGCCGUCAGUACUGUGAGUGUGUUGAUCCAGUGAAAGUUGUUUUUGGAAAUUCUGUAAUCUCCCUUUUGAGAUAAUUGUACUCUUUGUCAAAUAGGGUGCUGGGCAAUAUAAAACCUGAUUUUUGUCAGUCAAAAAAUGUAAACACAGUAAAACCUGUUUCUUAGGCAAAGGAAAACUUUUUAUAGUUGUAAAAUUCCAUGAUUAUCCCACUGCCAAAGAAACACUAGAUACUUUAUAUAGCUGUAUAAAAAGCAACUAAUUUUUUAAGAAUAAACAUUUUUAAGUCUGCAAACGUGCUGUGUUGAAAUGCUAAAACACCCACACCAUAACACCCACACGUUAUUUGUUCUGAUUUUUUUUCUUUGUAGCUUUUCAGCUUUAAACUUAUUUGAUUUUUAAAUUUUGACUAUAAAUAAACAUUUGAAAUAUUAUUCCAUUAUACAAAAACUGGAUACAAUAAUUUAUCUUGCAAGAAAUUUAUUUUGUAGGGGUUUGAACAGAUUAAGGGGCUUUUUCAAAUGAAGACAAACCUCACCACUCAUGUCAUGAUUCACAGUUCACGUUAGUGAUAACUCUUAAAGUAAAAAUGACAUAGGCACACAAGUUCUGAUGCUCCCUUUGUGCCUGGAAUAAAAAUUAAAUGUCUCCAUGUGUUGAUUCUUGAAAUGUUGACUUUGUUUUACUAUUGUUGACAUACUCAAUUAAAAGUGACUCUUUAGUGUUUGCAGUUGCUUGAGUUUCGAUGGACUGUAGCUUGGAGACAUUGACUGCUCAUACUUAUCCCAACAGUGAUUUGGUAUGGAGUAAACUUUUGCCAGUUCUGAAUUACUAGUUAUAACUUCUUUUGAUAUUAAGUUAUAAUUAGAAACAGUAAUAUAGUAACUUGUAUUUUGUAUGUGUAUAUGAAAGCCACAGGAAUAAAGGGAUCCAAAGAUUAAAACA
Molecule: messenger RNA, 3121 nt
Organism: Rhineura floridana
Lineage: Eukaryota; Metazoa; Chordata; Lepidosauria; Squamata; Rhineuridae
Gene: LSM14A
Product: LSM14A mRNA processing body assembly factor
Exons: 10
Coding region: 449-1834 (461 amino acids)
Biological process (GO): P-body assembly; cytoplasmic stress granule assembly
Cellular component (GO): P-body
Molecular function (GO): mRNA binding
Source: RefSeq, a predicted model, not a curated record